Messenger RNA from Suillus clintonianus, 857 nucleotides. RefSeq names its product UMP-CMP kinase. The transcript has 6 exons. Gene Ontology annotation, cellular component: nucleus; cytoplasm. Gene Ontology annotation, biological process: 'de novo' pyrimidine nucleobase biosynthetic process; UDP biosynthetic process; CDP biosynthetic process. NCBI's taxonomy places the organism in Eukaryota, Fungi, Basidiomycota, Agaricomycetes, Boletales, Suillaceae. The coding region runs from base 120 to 758 and encodes 212 amino acids. The record is from RefSeq and is a predicted model, not a curated record. Gene Ontology annotation, molecular function: ATP binding; UMP kinase activity.
AUUCUACUACAUCGUCAAACGUCGAGAGACACUCCAUCCGGCAUCGAAACAACCUAGACACCACGACAACCCACUGGUUCCUCCCCGACAUCAGUAAUUUCAAACAAAAUCCAAUCGACAUGGCAGAAUCCACGUUGGAGCCUGUUUUUGACGCCAAGAAGGUCACCGUCAUCUAUGUCCUGGGUGGGCCCGGAGCUGGGAAGGGCACACAAUGUAGCAAGCUCGUUGACGCGUUUGGCUUUUGCCAUCUUUCUGCUGGAGAUCUUCUACGUGAAGAACAAAACCGAGAUGGGUCCGAAUAUGGUGAACUGAUUAGAAACUAUAUUCGAGAGGGUACUAUCGUCCCAUCUCAUGUCACCAUGAAGCUUCUUGAGAACGCCAUGACUGAGGAGAUGAAGAAAAAAACGGGAGAUGGGUGGGUGGAUGGCCAGGGUCGGUUCUUGAUCGAUGGCUUCCCUCGGAAGUUGGAUCAGGCUACUGGAUUCGAUGAAACGGUAUGUCUUGCUUCAUUGGUCAUCUUCUUCAACACAUCCGAAGAUGUGAUGCUCCAACGCCUGCUGGAGCGCGCAAAGACCAGCGGACGUGAAGAUGACAACGUCGAAACUAUCCGAAAGCGUUUCCGCACGUACAAUGAGCAAACCAUGCCAGUAAUAGAUCAUUACAGGACACUGAAAAAGGUUGCAGAGAUCGAUAGUACGGCAUCGGUUGAGGAAGUCUAUCGUGCCGCGUGCGCUACUGUUAGCAACUUGUUUUCUUGAAUUAUACCCAGAAUACCUCCGUAGACAUGGAAAUCCGAACACAUUUUAUCUGCAACUUCAAACUCUGUUGGGAUAUCGCCAAUACCUUCAAGUAACCUC